CAUAAUUGUGCUUCAAGCUUCAGGGUCGUGAAAUGGAAGCUCCACCCAGUACCCCGCAACAAGCUCAGGAAGUUCCCCGUUCUAAACCCGCAAAUGCCGCGGCCGCCGCCGUCGUCGUCACGGCAGAACAAGAUGGAAAGAAGAGGAAGUUAGAUCACGACGGAUUCCGUGGCUCUAAGUAUUUCAAGAUCUGCAGUAUUGCCAAAGAGCUACGACCCUUUUUCGUUGAGGUUUCCCGGACCCCUAACUUCAGAAACAGCAAAGCUGCUCAUGAAAUUCAAAUACGAAUGAAGACCUUGGCAGAAUUAACAAAAGAAUUGAGGAGUGAGACAUCAUCUCUCUCAAAGCGCUAUGAUAUUUCACUGAAAGAACCUUUUUCUUCAGUUGUUAAGGAGGAAAAAAUUGAAAAAGAGCAAGAGGGAGAAAAGCAGGUGUCGCUACCAGAACCAAGUGUGGACCCAGCUGAAAAUGGCAUCAAAGGUUUGUCAGAAGAAUCCCUUCUGGAUAAUGUGAAAAGCAUUUCCGAGAAAUGAGAAGCAUUUAGGAAAUUUUGGAGCAAAUAAGGAAGAACUAAAAGAAUUGUUGAACAUCAAUGAAUGAGAGUUCGAGGGCCUUUCUUCGUUGGUGGUUCACUUAUUCUUCUUUGGUGGUCGGAACCCUGAAUUCUAUGGCGUGUCGAGAGAAAGUGCGCUAGCCUGACGCGCUUCUAUCGAGUAAAUCUUCGUUCCCCUUCUCUUUGCAUCUCUCUUAGAAUGAAAAUUUAAUGUUUUGGCGGUAAUUUUGAUGAAAUUAUGCGAUCUGGAGCCAGUUUUAGGGCCAUUUUUUAAUAUAAAGGGCAAAGUGCUCAAUCACUGCUUCCUGUGCAGCAUGUUGUAAACUGCGUUAUUCAAGCAUUAGUAGGGUUUU
Messenger RNA from Phalaenopsis equestris, 906 nucleotides. RefSeq lists its product as uncharacterized. The record is from RefSeq and is a predicted model, not a curated record. The coding region runs from base 33 to 533 and encodes 166 amino acids. Lineage: Eukaryota; Viridiplantae; Streptophyta; Magnoliopsida; Asparagales; Orchidaceae. The transcript is spliced from 3 exons.